Molecule: messenger RNA, 870 nt
Organism: Dermacentor silvarum
Lineage: Eukaryota; Metazoa; Arthropoda; Arachnida; Ixodida; Ixodidae
Exons: 2
Coding region: 1-870 (289 amino acids)
Source: RefSeq, a predicted model, not a curated record
AUGCGGUUUACUAAUCCGCUCUGCUUCUUCGUCCAGGUUAGUCCUGUUACGUCUAUGUACGCUAAGAAGUCGAAUAACGUCUGUCUGUUGCUGUUCCCACGCCCGGGAGUUUUGUUUUGCGUGUUACAUGAUUGCUUUGACGUUGUAAUUCAACUGCUUAUGCUGUCCGGGGAUGUUGAGCUCAACCCUGGGCCUAGCACGAGAACCCAAACCCAAGAACAUCUGACAGAGAUAGACAAAAGAUUGAAGGAGGUUGAAUGUAAAACGGUCGCUCUUCAGGAAUUCGAGGAGCAGGCACAGUGCCUUCGCCAGUCAAUUAAUCAAAUUAAUGGUGAAAACGUUCAACUGCGCUCUAAGCAAGCUGAGCUUGAAGACAUGCAACGGCGAGACAACCUUCUUUUCUACGGCCUAUCUGACACCCAGUCAGAGUCCUGGGCUCAGUCAGAGGAAAAACUGAUCAAUCUGCUUUCAUCCUGCUUGGAAAUGUCGCGCUCUGAAAUACUGAUCGAGAGAGCACACAGACUCGGUGGGUAUAGUUCCAACAAGUGCAGGCCAAUUAUUGCCAAAUUCUCUUCUUUCAAAAUGAAACAGCAAAUACUCCUCAAUAACUCUAAGCUGAAGGAAGGAAAUAUUUCCGUUAGUGAUGACUAUUCACCCGCUACUCGUCUUGCUAGGAAGAAACUGGUCGAAUUCGGCAAAAGCCAACCCCUAACCUUCAAGCUUCGUUUCAACAAGCUGUACAUAAAUAAAAAGUGCUACACCUACAAUCCCGCUGAUGAUUGCGUACGUGAAAUUUCUAGCACCUUAGCGCCAUCGGCUGAUUCUUCUGAUUCCGUGCACGAUGCCUCCGCGCCAGCCGCCACUGAAUAG